CAUUGGCUGAGCCCUUAGCUCGGGCACCUCCCCCGCUCCGGUGACGGACACUUUGGCAUGAGGGGACGGGGGCCGAGCGUUUCUUUCGCCCCUCAGUCGCUCGACGGGCCGCCGACGCCUCCGCGCUCGCCAUGAUGAUGGAGUCGCUGCGCGUGCAGCGGCUGCAGCCGGGCGUUGGGGGCACGCUGCGCUCCCUGCGGCCUGGCGUGACGGCGGGAGCGUGCCUGGCGGCCACCUCAACUCCCCCGCCGCCGCUGCCGCCGCCCCCGCCGCCGCUCGGGCUGUCGCUUACCCUGGGGCCUCCCCCGCCGCCGCCACCCCCGCUGCCGCCUCUCCCGCCUCUCCCGCCGUCGCUCUUGCCGGGCGUGACACUCGGAUCCAGCCCCCCGGGAGCCGCGGCGACGGGUCCGCCCGCCGUGCUGAGGGAGGCCGUCGAGGCCGUCGUCAGGAGCUUCGCCAAGCACACGCAAGGCUACGGCCGCGUCAACGUUGUGGAAGCUCUCCAGGAAUUCUGGCAGAUGAAGCAAUCACGUGGUGCUGAUCUGAAAAAUGGUGCUCUGGUGGUUUAUGAGAUGGUCCCAUCUAACAGUCCUCCUUAUGUCUGUUAUGUCACAUUGCCUGGGGGGAGCUGUUUUGGCAGUUUUCAGUUUUGUCCUACCAAAGCUGAAGCCAGGAGGAGUGCAGCAAAAAUCGCACUGAUGAAUUCAGUGUUCAAUGAGCAUCCAUCCCGGAGAAUCACAGACGAGUUCAUUGAGAAGAGUGUUUCGGAGGCUCUGGCAUCUUUCAAUGGCAAUAGAGAAGAAGCAGAUAAUCCAAGCACAGGCAUUGGUGCUUUCCGCUUCAUGUUGGAGUCAAACAAAGGAAAGUCCAUGUUAGAGUUCCAGGAGCUGAUGACCGUCUUCCAGCUGCUGCAUUGGAAUGGCAGCCUCAAAGCCAUGCGAGAGAGACAGUGUUCGCGACAGGAGGUGUUGGCUCACUACUCUCACCGUGCUCUCGAUGAUGAUAUAAGGAACCAGAUGGCAAUGGACUGGGUCAAUCGGGAGCAAAAUAUCCCAGGGGCUCUUUCAAGGGAGCUGGCCUCAACAGAGCGGGAAUUGGAUGAAGCCCGGCUGGCUGGGAAAGAGCUGCGGUUCCACAAGGAGAAGAAAGACAUUCUGAUGUUGGCAGCUGGCCAGUUGGGGAACAUGCACUCGUCCAACUGUUGAGAAACCCCAGAGAGCUGUUCGGUUUCCCCUUCCCUUCCCUACACUCUCACUUCACAACCAACGUGCUAAUGGGGCAUGACCUAGAGCUUGUUACAAAAUUGAAGGGGCCAAAAUGUCCAACCAAAUUCUCCUAAUUGGCUUUCAGAUUUUUCUUACGUUAUCAGUUAUGCAACAUGCUGUUUGGAUUUUGGAUUUUUAAGUUUAAUCUGGUUGUAGAUUGUUGAGAUUUGGCAAGUGAAUAACCUAUAUUGCCAAGCAGAUAGAUACACCCACCCCCUAUUUUACUGACACACAAACGCCAUUUUUCAAUAUACUUCAGCCAGAGAGAAAUAUCUCAAAAUCUGAAUGUUGAAACUUGGUCAGGUUGAGUUUGUUCCUAAUUGAGCUUCAGUUCUAACCUGAAUCACGUCACUUAAAGAGUGUGCACAGGUGCCUGUUUUUGAAGAAUAGGAGGCCAUUUGCACAUUUUUAAAACCUCUUUGUUAAAAAAAAAAUUCUGUAUAGAUUUUAUAAUGUACUUGGAUAUUCUUAGUUAUCUUUUUUCUCUUUGGGAUAGAGAAUUUCUUAAUGAUUCACUAUAGAGCACAUUUUUAAAUGUAGCCUUUUUUAGUGUUAAAUAUACUAAUACUCAUUUAGUCCUCAAUUCUAUCCAGGUACUAUACAGUAUUAAGUGGAAAUGUAGCAUUGCCAAGAGGAUACUAGUUUUGCCAUGGAUAUAAUGCAUAAGCUGUAUGUUAGGCGAAUGUAUUCCUGCAGUUUAUGUAGUUUGAUACACUCCUCUUCCUCUUGCCACCUGAUAAGCACAGCACUUAAAAACACUCCUCUUCACUGUUCUCGAACUACUAUUAAGGUUUUUAUUCAGUUGGUUAAUGGCACCUUGUUCUAGCUGGUGUCUUGAUUGCAAGGUUCCACAGAGUUUGAGCAGUUCCCUAAUGCUGCAAGGGACGGGGUGUAUUUCGUCGUAGUGGCUGCAUAUGCGCGUCACUGUGUACCGUAGUUAAUGGCUGGCUGUCAUGUCACUCCUCCCCUAGCACAAGUGGGAGCAACAAACCGCAAUCUCUGACAUAGUGUUACAUUUGAACCAGAGAUACUGGGUUGCUUUUCUCUCUCAUAAGUAAAAUACAACUCAUCUAGUUGCGCUUCACGAAUGAAUUGCGUUCAUGCUUGAGUCACUUAAAGGAGCUUUCCAGGUUCUAGAGAUUUGAGUUCACUUUGGGACAUUCCACGCCAAAUCACCUGGUGUAAUGUGUUCUCACAACUCAAAUAUUUUAGAUUUUUUGGUCCAAAAUUGGCUGCAGGAGAAUUUUUUUUGAAAAUUUCGAUUUUCACGCGAUUUAGGCUAAUGCACUUUCUGCGUCAGUUUAGAAAAAACCUCCUGUUUCGCUUAUUUUGGUAUCAAAAUAAAUCUAAUUGUGGCCUCUUUAAAAAUUAGUUAUAAAAUGGUAUUAAGUGCCACAGAAAAGGAUCACCAACCAUUCAAAGUGAAUUUUUGUCAUUUUAUUCCUGGUAGGUUCCAACCACAACUAACACGUUUAUCAAUCUGAGUUGUGAGAACAUGGUUGAGUAUUAAAAACAGGUGAUUUUGUGUGGAGUGACCCCUUUAUAAUGAGUCUUAAUGAGGAGCUCCCCGCCUUUGGCAUUUUAGUCUCUCUCUGCUUGCCUCUUGCAGGGAAGGAAGAUAGAUGAAGUGCUGUUUCUAAGGUGCUCAGCUGAUUUAAAAGAAAAAGCCCUGACUCAUUUUCUUUCCCUGCUAGCUUCAGCUUCUUGAUGAAUGCAGAAUCCUUUGAUUGGGUUGCAGAUACCAUAGGCUUAUCUUGAGUCAAAGGGGGGAAGCACUAAUCGAGCAGCCUCCUGUGUCUUAGGAGACUGCAUUGGCAGAGCAGUCUGUGAGUUAGCCUGUCCCCCAAUAGCUAGAGCUACUUGUUUGUAAGUGAAGAACUGUGAUUGUGCAGCUGCAAGGAGAAAUGCCUCUUUGUUCGAGCAACAUUAGAAAGUUACAAAAAAUUGUAGAAUACAAACUUUAUAUAUGUAUGCACUUUUUAUAUAAAAAAGAGAGACUGAAACUAGGAGCAGGACUCUUAAAUAGCAAUACUGACUAUGUAUAUAGAGAAAGUUGCUUGAAGCUUCAGAGACAGAAGUGCUCUGCAGAUCACGUGUAAUAUGAGGGAAAGCUGAUGUAGAUGUAAGGGGGAAUCAUGUCAGCCACCCAGAAGCCAAGAUCACUCAUCUGCACUGUGAGGAGAGCAUUGUGUGUUCUGUGUCUGACUUUGUCACAUUAGCUUGGCAAAGAACUGCCUUCCAACCCACACCCUUAAGAUUUGGGACUAAGACAGUACCAUGAAGUAGCAAAAUGUGAUGUUUAAGGAUUAAAGGGGGGGGGAAGGAAAAUAGGUUGCAGAGGGGGACUACGCCUCUCAAGAGUGCCAUGUGACACUUUUGAAUAAUCUUCCUGAUUAACAGUGCAAUCUGAGGAAGUCCUGUUGAGUUCAGUGGGUUUUGUUCCCCUUUAAGUGGGUACAGGAUUGCAGCUCUAAUUGAGCUUGCUUGAGAAAAUUUUGUUACCACCUAACACUUAAAUAUCUUAUUAAGCUGAUACAGUAACAGUACUACUCCCAAUUUUCAGUGCGUAAUUUGAGGUGAAAUUGGGGCUAUACUACUUUAUUACUUUAUUAGUUGUGAACACAGAACUAGUGGGUGACUGUUACUUCCAGGUUGAUGCUAAAUCCAGUGGAAUCAUUUGUGUACAUAACAUUGACUUUAUUUUUAAAAUUGCAUAAGGAAAAUAGCAGUAGUGGUGAUUCUGACUCCGAGCUUUAUGUAGUUUACUUACGGGAGGUGGGGAGCUAUCCAGAAGCACAACUGUAGGACUGUGUGAUUGGGGAAGGGGACUAUUGGGCUAACAUUAGUGCCAUUUUGAGUGUUUCCUAUCCCGGAUUUUCAGGGUCUUACUUGUCAUCAGAACCUGUUGCACCUUAACCCAUGUACAACAACAUUCCUGUAGCCUUGGGUUUAAUUGCCAUGGUUACACUUUUAAAACGCUUCACUAUUUACAGGGUAGAAUUAGAGUUUAAUCAGAACCUCCUUGAUGUUGCCUUUCUGGUCUUGACAUUGGGCGUGGAGAUUGUUUGUGGCUGGAGGGAAUGAGGAGAGGCAGAAGACAGUGUCUCCCAUUUAUUUUCUCCCCACUUCCUUGCAAGGCAUUAGCUUAACCUUACUGUGAACAAAGAUCUUGGAUCCCUUUGAUUCUUUCUACUGAAAGGGAAAAUAGCCUGGCUUUCUGUAAUUCCAUCCUGGAAGUCAUUUUGUGUUAUAAUGUGUUUAUAGUAAUUCUUCUAUCUCAGAAGAUAAUCUUCCAGGGUAUUGUCACCAGGAAUGAUGGAGCUAGAUGACCUGUGCACUUGGACUAUAUUUUAACUAGAACAAGCCCGUGAAUUGAUACUGCCUUGAUCAAUUUGCCUUGUUCAGCACUCAGAGGGCAAAAGACAUUUAGUGGAAGAACAGUCUCAGUGCUGACAGCUGUAUAUAGCAACACAUGGUAUGUGAUAGUUUUGUUGAGUCCUUUUAUAAUUAAAACUGACAGGCCCUUGCUUAUAAUCUUAUAGGAGAUUGGUACAAAGUGAAAUUGCUGUCUAUAGGGCCCGAGAGACACAAAAUAUUUGAACCAACGUCAGCAGGUAAAACACCAGAUUGCUUCCCCAAGGUUUUUUAGUAACUUUCACAUGCAUACCAUUCCUCACAACUAAAUGGUAGUCCUGCAAAAUGUGGGUGAGGAGAAAGGGGUGUGUCGGCUGUUAAUGCACUUCUGUGUCCUUUGUGUACUGCUUAGGAAUGCAGUUGUAUACAGGAAUAAGAACUUGGUGCUUCAGGAAGUGUGGGUAGAACGCUCUGAAUUGGGCAUUAGAAGCUGAGGACAAGACACACACACACAGGGAUCCAAGUUAAGUCAUGACUAACCUGGUUCUGUUGGUUUCAGGUAGCCAUAUGUUCAACUAAUUUAGUCUAGAUACAACCCUAUGUGUACAGGAUUAUUUUCCACCUGGGAAUCGCCUUACUGAAGCUGAGGGCCUUUAGUCUCUUAGCCAGAUGGUGUAUAAGCAGGUGUAUAGUCCUUUAGUGA
Zootoca vivipara (common lizard) is the source of this 5322-nucleotide messenger RNA. It is a transcript of the gene LIX1L, whose product is annotated as limb and CNS expressed 1 like. The record is from RefSeq and is a predicted model, not a curated record. NCBI's taxonomy places the organism in Eukaryota, Metazoa, Chordata, Lepidosauria, Squamata, Lacertidae. Gene Ontology annotation, biological process: autophagosome maturation. Gene Ontology annotation, cellular component: cytoplasm.